Messenger RNA from Bemisia tabaci, 1462 nucleotides. The record is from RefSeq and is a predicted model, not a curated record. NCBI's taxonomy places the organism in Eukaryota, Metazoa, Arthropoda, Insecta, Hemiptera, Aleyrodidae.
UCGAAGGCCGACGCUUUAAUUAUUCACUAAAUAUGUAAUUUUCCUGUGUGGGCGUUGUAUAUUUCCUUACGCUCUUCACUUUAAAAAAAUCAGUUAGGUAUACGGUUUUAUUUAAACUGUGCAACUUCGAUUUUUUGGCUCUUAGUAGCUUAAUCGUACAGCCUGGAGCUCUAAAAAUGUUUUCCGUGAGCAUUGUACGUCCAAGUAAUUUUAGCUAAGCUAGCGUAAGUCGUUCUUUCCAUGGAAAAGGUGUAUAAACCUUAGAGUGGUGUGUUUGUCAACUAUUCGUGGAAUUCGAAGCAGGGCUGGGGGUUAGUUUGCUGCACUCGAAGGUACCGGAAUUUUAAAUGUGAUAGUAGAAAAAAUGUUGAGAGGAUCCCCGGUAGCGUUGGUUCACGAUGGACUCCACGGAGGCAUUACCAUUUUCUUACUUCUUCACUGGUUGAUGAUUCUCGGGAAGGUUCUAUCCUCAAAACACCCUGAUUGCAGAACACAACACCAGAUGUAUAAGGCAUUGUACGAAAAUGCUCUUAUCCCAGAAAUAGUGGAGGAACAAACAAAGUUUAGUGCUGAGAUAAUAUUUAAUACUGGAGAAAUGGCAGAUUUUGGCAAUAAAAUCCCUCCCGAGAAGGUAUUUGAGGCUCCGAAAGUUGUCAGAUUUAAAUGCGAACCACACGAACUAUUCACAAUUCUGCUAACUGACUUUGACGCUCCUUCUCGUGACGGACCGUACAACCGCGAAUGGCUUUACUGGGCUGUUGGAAACUGCAAAGCUAAUAACCAUAUUGAUGACGUGCACCUCAUUGCUCCCAUGCUUCCGAUACAUCCAGAUAAAGGAACAGGGUACCACAGAUUUGUGUUCUAUGUGUAUAAGCAGCCAAACGACACAAGUAUUGACUUUAAGGAAAUGUUUUUAAACAACACAGAGGCAGUGAAGAAAAAUGGUAGAAAUAAUUUUGACGUGAAAGAAUUUGCAAGGACCUACAAACUUGGAGACAUUUACGCUCUCAACUUUUUCCUGUCAGAGAGAGCCUGAUAGGGUUAAUCAAAACAUCUUCUCAGAAACGCAUCACGGAGCCUAAAUUACGGAUAAAAUUUUGAAUUUGAAGCGGGACCUGACUCAUAAUUUAAGAGAUUAUCUGUGAAUGACAGAAUUGUAUAAAAUAGUGCUGGAUCCAUCGGUGGGAUAAUCAAAGCUGGAGAAUAGUGAAGUAAUUAGUGUAAAUUAAUAAUAAGAUCGUUCCAAACAGAAGAGCGCAUAGAUAUUCAAAACCUUAAGGAAGUUUCAGUGGUAAAAUUUUGGAAUAUUGUUCUAGAUAUUCUAUAGAUGUAAUUAUUUAUACUAAUGUAAUAUUGUAAAUAUUAUAUUUUUUAUAUAGAUUUUAACGUAUUUGCUGAAUGCACCCCCGAGCGUUGGGAUAACCUUUCAUAUUACAGAAGUAAAAUUUUAAAAAAAUUGAAA